Caenorhabditis remanei is the source of this 516-nucleotide messenger RNA. RefSeq lists its product as uncharacterized. The transcript is spliced from 4 exons. The record is from RefSeq and is a predicted model, not a curated record. The coding region runs from base 1 to 516 and encodes 171 amino acids. NCBI's taxonomy places the organism in Eukaryota, Metazoa, Nematoda, Chromadorea, Rhabditida, Rhabditidae.
AUGGGAGCCCCAAAUCAAUACGAUAAACCUACCGACACUACUGAUGUGGUAUUAAUAGUUGGGUCACGGAAAUUCUAUUUGUCGAGACAGUGGUUCACAGAUCGCGUUCCUGUACUAGUUUUGAUGCACCAGGAUCCAAGAAUGGAGAUUUGGAUUGGAUGUGAGAGAGCUGGUCCAGAACUUUUCCUUGGCUUCUUGCAUUGUCUCGAUAGACUUGAUGUUAUUAAUGAAGACAACGCAAUCGGAAUUCUCAGAUGGGCUGAAAGAUUCGAAUGUAAGAUUGUACUUGACCAAAUUGAGCAAUUUUUCCUGAACUCAUCUCAAAAGAGUGCCACGGAAAAGCUAAAAAUCGCUAUGGAAUACAAGUUUUUGGAAUUGCAGAGACAAAUCCUCAACAAUAUAAAAUCAGCCGAGGAAUUUUGGGAGACCCUUCCAGUCAGUCUGACCGAGCAGCAGAAAAUUGAAAUAGCUCGGAUGGUUCAUGAGCACAGUGAGAGAGAAUCCGGAGGGAGCUGA